Molecule: messenger RNA, 714 nt
Organism: Lasiodiplodia theobromae
Lineage: Eukaryota; Fungi; Ascomycota; Dothideomycetes; Botryosphaeriales; Botryosphaeriaceae
Product: Phytanoyl-hydroxylase
Exons: 4
Coding region: 1-714 (237 amino acids)
Source: RefSeq, a predicted model, not a curated record
AUGACUUCAGUCCAAACGAUGCUGCAAAGUCCCGACCUCUCCAACCUUGAGCUACAUGUCAACGACGGGCCCCUCGCUCCAUCAGACGUUACCCUUCUUCGGCAGUCGCGGGCAGAUGAGCCUCUUGAGGAACUACGACACAGCUACCACAAUGAGGGCUAUCUCUUCAGCAAAGGUCUCCUCCCCCGAGCCGACGUCCUCAAAGCGCGGGAGCAAUAUUUCUCGAUGAUAGAGCUAUCCGGCGUUCUCAAGCCCGGCAGCAACCCAGUCGACGGCAUAUUUGAUCCCGAAAAAGACAAGGCAGAUUUCCCCGGCAUCGGAGCCAACGCAGCCGGCGCUAGCGGCCCCGCGCGCACCACGCAUCCUGGUGACAAGCUCGGCCAGCAGUUCGAGGACGACUUUGCAAAGGAAGCGGCUGUUUCUGGUCUGAGUGAAGAGGAAUGCAAGAAUGCGUUCAAUCGCGACAUGAUGACUACCGGUUUUCUUGCUAAUGGACCCGCCGGGUUUGCGCGACAGCACAAAAGUCGUUGGCUCUUGGAGGCUUACGAGGCAGGUGACCUUGUGUUCCACAAGCCGCACAUUAUUCACGCGUCUACGAUCAAACAAGACCCGGAGAACCGCAUCAAGCUCGGCACGGACUUGCGUUUUGUGAAUGCGUCACGGCCUGACGACUCAAGAUGGUGCAAGCCAUACACAUUCGAAGAUGGGAUAUGA